Messenger RNA from Myripristis murdjan (pinecone soldierfish), 2377 nucleotides. It is a transcript of the gene impdh2, whose product is annotated as IMP (inosine 5'-monophosphate) dehydrogenase 2. The coding region runs from base 406 to 1950 and encodes 514 amino acids. NCBI's taxonomy places the organism in Eukaryota, Metazoa, Chordata, Actinopteri, Holocentriformes, Holocentridae. Gene Ontology annotation, biological process: GTP biosynthetic process. The transcript has 14 exons. The record is from RefSeq and is a predicted model, not a curated record. Gene Ontology annotation, molecular function: IMP dehydrogenase activity. Gene Ontology annotation, cellular component: cytoplasm.
GCUGUCAAUCGGGGAACAGGCGUACACGUGCCAGAGGGUGCAACGGAAAGGGCAAGUGCGGGUAGCGGUCGGUUAGCCGGGGGAUAAAACAGGCCCAAAGAAAAGAGUAAAAACUCGAUAAUACAUGCCGACAUCUUCCGUCCAGGUUUUAUUGUUUGACGUCCGCGGUCACGGCUCGAGUCGCUGCUCGGCGCGCGCAGGAGGACGACGACGGUUGGCUUGAAGAAGUAGCGCCAAGUUGACGAGACAUCCGGCCGACGGCAGGAGGGCGCCACACGGCGAGGACACCAAGAAAGUUCUCGGUCCCGGGCCUGGUGGUGUGUUCGGGCUUGUCGCUGUAGCGGCCAGGCGCACAUCAAAAUUAAGACAUAAAAGAGACUGAGCGGUGAAACGAAGCCGGACAGCAUGGCGGACUACCUGAUCAGCGGGCAGACCGGCUACGUCCCCGACGACGGGCUGACGGGACAGCAGCUGUUCAACGGGGGAGACGGACUCACCUACAACGAUUUCCUGAUCCUGCCAGGCUACAUUGACUUCACAUCUGACCAAGUGGACUUGACCUCGGCACUCACCAAGCAGAUCACCAUGAAAACUCCUCUAGUCUCUUCUCCCAUGGACACCGUCACAGAGGCCGGCAUGGCUAUUGCAAUGGCACUAACAGGAGGCAUCGGCUUCAUCCAUCACAACUGCACUCCAGAGUUCCAGGCCAACGAAGUUCGCAAAGUCAAGCGUUACGAGCAGGGCUUCAUCACAGAUCCCGUGGUGAUGAGCCCCAACGAGCGCGUACGGGACGUCUUCCAGGCCAAGGCGCGCCACGGCUUCUGCGGCAUCCCCAUCACAGACAACGGCAACAUGGGCGGCAAGCUGGUGGGCAUCAUCUCCUCCAGAGACAUCGACUUCCUGAAGGAGGAGGAGCAUGACCUGCCACUCAGCCAGGUGAUGACAAAGCGAGAGGAUUUAGUGGUUGCCCCUGCUGGAGUGACGCUGAAAGAAGCCAAUGAGAUCCUCCAGAGGAGUAAGAAAGGUAAGCUGCCCAUAGUGAAUGAAGAAGGCUCCCUGGUGGCCAUCAUCGCCCGCACAGACCUCAAGAAGAACAGAGACUUCCCUCUGGCCUCUAAAGACUCCCGUAAACAGCUGCUAUGUGGCGCUGCCAUCGGCACGCACAACGACGACAAGUAUCGGCUGGACCUGCUGGUGCAGAGCGGGGUGGAUGUGGUUGUACUGGACUCCUCUCAGGGGAACUCAAUCUUCCAGAUCAACAUGAUCAAAUACAUCAAAGAGAAAUACCCACACAUCCAGGUCAUUGGAGGCAAUGUUGUAACUGCGGCUCAGGCAAAGAACCUGAUUGAUGCAGGUGUGGACGGGCUGAGAGUGGGAAUGGGCAGCGGCUCCAUCUGUAUCACCCAGGAAGUGUUGGCGUGUGGCAGACCCCAGGCUACAGCUGUCUAUAAGGUGUCGGAGUACGCCAGGCGGUUCGGUGUGCCAGUCAUCGCUGACGGCGGCAUCCAGACGGUCGGGCACAUCGCCAAGGCCCUGGCACUGGGCGCGUCGACAGUGAUGAUGGGCUCUCUGCUGGCUGCUACCAGUGAGGCUCCGGGUGAAUAUUUCUUCUCAGAUGGCAUCAGGCUGAAGAAAUACCGUGGCAUGGGUUCCCUGGAUGCCAUGGACAAGAACCUGGGCUCUCAAACCAGAUACUUCAGUGAGUGUGAUAAGAUUAAGGUGGCCCAGGGUGUUUCUGGGGCGGUGCAGGACAAAGGCUCCAUCCACAAGUUUGUUCCUUACCUGCUGGCCGGCAUACAGCACUCCUGUCAGGACAUCGGAGCCAAGAGCCUAACACAGCUCAGAGCCAUGAUGUAUUCUGGAGAUCUGAAGUUUGAGAAGAGAACAGCAUCAGCUCAGAUGGAGGGUGGAGUCCACAGCCUACACAGUUAUGAGAAGCGUCUGUUUUAAAGAGGAGGUCAGCCUAGCAACCUGGACAAGAGUUCUUCAAACAGACACAUUAUGCAAACACUACUUAGUACUCGCCAUACCCUCCUAAUUACUGUGUACUGCACACACACACUGCUAAAUUAUACAGACUUGCCUGUCAGUGAAACAUACAGUAUGCCCCUCCACACACACAACUCUUCCCAGGAUCCAUCAGUCUUCCUGUCUGUUGUUCCCUAUGCAUUGUGUGUGUGUAUAUAUGUGUCUGUGUGUGAGUGAGUGAAGGAGAGCAAAGCAUUUAUCAGCCAGUACCUGUAUGUGUGUUUGUGUGUGACUGACUCCUCUGAAGGCUUCCAUGCUGUGAUGAAGUCAAAAUGUCCAAUGUGCCGACAUGUCCAAUUCAAGGUGAAAGAAAGUCGUCAAAUUAAUAAAACCUAUUUUUUUUCCACAA